Thamnophis elegans (Western terrestrial garter snake) is the source of this 1495-nucleotide messenger RNA. RefSeq lists its product as uncharacterized. The record is from RefSeq and is a predicted model, not a curated record. The transcript has 8 exons. Gene Ontology annotation, molecular function: oxidoreductase activity. Bases 101 to 1024 code for a protein of 307 amino acids. Lineage: Eukaryota; Metazoa; Chordata; Lepidosauria; Squamata; Natricidae.
CGACGAUUUUACGACAGCGAAGACUCCGGCUCUUUGCGCUGCCGGGGGGGCUUCUGCUGGCUGCUUUACGGCCCGGAGAAGCGAUGAGGGCAGCGACCGGAUGGUGCCUUUGCUGCUGAGGUGCAGGCAGGUCAGGAUGAGCACCUGGGAGUCCGGCAAAGCAUUGCGGGUGCCCACGGUCCCCCUUUCUAAUGGCUUAAACAUCCCCAUAUUGGGGCUGGGAACAUCCCAUCAAGGUGGCUAUUCCCACGAGGCGGUGUUAUACGCACUUCAGAAAUGUGGCAUUCGUCACAUCGACACGGCAAAACGAUAUGGCUGUGAGUCGCUGCUGCAGAAGGCUAUCAAAGAGAGUGGAAUAGACCGGGCGGAUCUCUGGAUAACAACCAAAUUAUGGCAUGCUGACUAUGGCUACGAUAAAACGAAACAAGCCUGCUUGGAAUCUUGCAACAGACUUGGAGUGGAAUAUCUAGAUCUUUAUUUAAUACAUUGGCCCGAUGCGCAAGUCCCUGGAAAAAGCAGUCGAGAAGUCAGAGCGGAAACUUGGCAGGCCAUGGAAGAAUUGUAUGAGAAAGGUGUAUGCAAGUCAAUCGGAGUAAGCAACUUUUUAAUUGAACACUUGGAGCAGCUGAGGGAGGACUGUCAGAUAACUCCACAUGUAAAUCAGGUAGAAUAUCAUCCUUUCCAAAGGCCUCAAGAGCUUGUCGAGUAUUGCCAAAGCAGGAAUAUUGUUUUUGAAGGCUACUGUCCACUAGCUAAAGGUGAAGCUCUUAACCAUCCCAAAGUUGUCCAGCUGGCAAAGAAAUAUGGCAAAACUGCUGCACAAAUCUGUAUUCGUUGGAGCAUCCAGAAUGGCAUAGUCACCAUUCCAAAAUCUACAAAACCAGAGAGAGUACAAGAAAACUGUCAGGUCUUUGAUUUUUCACUAGACUUUGAUGAUGCUUGCAAAGAAGAUAUGGAAUUGCUUGACUCCAUGGACAUCAACAGAAAGUUGGUCUAUCUAACCUAUCCAAUAUGGAAGGGAUAACUCAUGGAGUGGUUACAGAAUAGACUGGCUGAGAACACGGUGACUUCUGGAUUCCCCCAAGCUAUUUACUUAAUGCAUUCAAAGCUAAUGCAACUUAAGUAUUUUUUGCACAAACCUAUCUUUCCUAUUAACAAAUUAUUAGGCUACUGUAUGGAGUGUUCCCAUUUCCAAGCUCUCACUAAAAGACUUUUCAGGAAGUUGCAAGUUACUCUUGAGCCUAACUGGAACUGAAUUUUAAAAAGUCAUUGCUAAACUUAACUCAGCUGGAGCUGUUGGUUUCGGCGUGUGUGAGACAAUUGGAGUUUGGAACUGUGUGAAAAUGAAAAUUAAUGUAAUUAAUAAUAUUAAUGUCUGAUUAAUAUUUUGUUCUAUCUACUCUUUUUUUGCAUGGAGUUAACCAAAUGAUUUUGAACCAAAUUACUAUCACCCAAUUGCAGUCCACUUUAUUGCCAAUAAACAUGUUUAAACCAA